Molecule: messenger RNA, 894 nt
Organism: Aspergillus pseudoviridinutans
Lineage: Eukaryota; Fungi; Ascomycota; Eurotiomycetes; Eurotiales; Aspergillaceae
Product: aromatic alcohol reductase
Exons: 2
Coding region: 1-894 (297 amino acids)
Molecular function (GO): oxidoreductase activity
Source: RefSeq, a predicted model, not a curated record
AUGUCCUCCAUUCAGAAAGUUGCCCUGUUCGGAAAAGGGUUCCUCGGUUCCGCGGUGCUCGAACACCUCGUCAACGCCGGGUUCACAGUGACGGUCUUCACUAGGUCCCGAGAUUCUCUCCAAGGAAUCCCAGCUGGAGUGAAUGUUGCUGAAGUCGACUAUUCAUCUGUAGAAAGCCUGGAGAUUGCACUACGCGGCCACGAUGCUGUUGUAUCCACUUUGGCCCCGCUGGCAAUACCCUUCCAGAAGCCUGCGAUUGAUGCAAGUAUCCUAGCUGGCGUCAGACGCUUUAUUCCAGCCGAUUUCGGUGCCUUGACAGUAGACCCAAGGGCCCAUGAGCUCCCGAAUCAUGGCCGUGUGCUGGAUAUCCAGCAGUAUCUACGGGAGAAAGCCAGUUGUGGAGAGCUGGAGUACACUCUUUUUGCCGUGGGUCCGUUCCUUGACAACGUCCUCUCCAAGCCCUUCGCACUCAACUAUGAAAGCCACACUGCUGUCAUAUACGACGAUGGAAAUCAUCCAUUCAGUACCACAAGUGUGGAUACCAUCGGCAAGGCAGUGGCGGCUGCUUUGAAGAAUGCGAGCGCCACUAGAAAUCGGGUCCUUCGCAUACACGACGCUGUCCUGACCCAGCAGAAGCUUCUAGCUCUGGCAAGGAAAUAUGCUGCUCCUGGGGUUGUGUGGAUGGAGUCGAGAGUUGAUGCUGAGGUUGAGCUUGCAUCUGCGAUCGAACGAGUGACCACGGGAGACUUGAGCCCCCCGGCACUCCUAGCAGUGAUACGGGCUGCGGUUCUGGGUGGGAAAUAUAAAGCAGAAUACAAAGAUGUCGAUAACGAGUUCCUGGGCUUGGGAUUUCUGAGUGACUCGGAGCUGGAGAAGAAGUUCUCAAACCCUUAA